CUUCCCAGCCCCAGCUUAGCUAAGGAAAAAGAAGAUGAUGUCUCCUGGACACCAUUCCAAAAAGGAGUUUUGCGGUUGGAAGGCACUUACCCAAGCACCCUGCAGGCAGCCACCUCUCCAUGAGUCCAGGAUGUCAAGAUAAUUCACUGCUAAAAAGGGAUGAACAAAACCAUGAACUUCAUACUCCUCCUCUGAAUAGGAAUUUCUCAGGAUAUAACCAAAAGAAACUUCAGGAGGAAAAUACUAAAUUAAAGCAUGAACUAGAAGAUUUAAGAAGUCUGUAUGAACAGCUUAUAGAAGAAGGGAAGAGUGAAUGUUUUGAUGAAAGACGUGUCAGUCUUUUGAAGGCACAAGUAAUGCAGCUGGAGAGGCAGGUGGUCCUACUUACAGAAGGAUUAAGUUCUCGAGCAGUCCUUAUGCUGGAGUUAAAGAAUUCUUUAGAGUCUCUGACUGAGAAACUCAGGUCUUUACUUGACUUUGAAAACCAUUCCUCUGAAAUACUAGUUGCCCGAGCUGAACUUAUACAAAUGAUUGAAAUAUGUCAGGUCCUGAGAAACAGACUGCAAAGAAAUCAUCAAGCCACUGGUAUGGAUAAUCUUACAUUAUCGUGGAUGAUAUCAGGAAGAAACCUAGAAAAACAACCUAUGACCCUCAUAGACCUUUGCUAUGGGAAGACAGAAAAUUUAAACCUACGAUAUCUGAGUGCUCUUGAAGGAAAACUCAGCAAGUUGCUCAAACACCUGCUUGCCAUGAGGCAAACACUGAGCUUCAUACUUGCCCCAGGACAGGAGUCCUGUGAGAAAGCUCAUCAGCUACUACCAACUGUUGUUUAUGCUAGAUUGCUAAAUCAUGUGACUAGAUGUCAUCAAUCUCUGGAGGAAUGCUGCAGCGACUUGCUUGUUUUGACACUUAUUGUACCAUCUGCACCUUGGGUGAGUUACAAGUCAAGGCUUCAUAUUUUUAAAUUCACUCAUAAAAACAUGCCAUUUUAG
Messenger RNA from Terrapene triunguis (Three-toed box turtle), 992 nucleotides. RefSeq lists its product as uncharacterized. Bases 120 to 992 code for a protein of 290 amino acids. The transcript has 8 exons. NCBI's taxonomy places the organism in Eukaryota, Metazoa, Chordata, Testudines, Emydidae. The record is from RefSeq and is a predicted model, not a curated record.